Molecule: messenger RNA, 3540 nt
Organism: Eleginops maclovinus (Patagonian blennie)
Lineage: Eukaryota; Metazoa; Chordata; Actinopteri; Perciformes; Eleginopidae
Gene: tmc5
Product: transmembrane channel like 5
Exons: 21
Coding region: 276-3134 (952 amino acids)
Cellular component (GO): plasma membrane
Molecular function (GO): mechanosensitive monoatomic ion channel activity
Source: RefSeq, a predicted model, not a curated record
UUUUUGUCACAUCACAAAGUGUCCACAUGGGAAUUACUUAACCCACUCAGAAGCAGUGGACUUUUACCUUUACGAGCUCAGCAAUCACUUCCUGGUAUCCAGACAGUCCUUGGUUUUAAACCACUCACGGUGGUGCUCAAGCUGAUUCACAUUCACUCCUCACGCUUGGUCUGCACGGACUGCAGAAAGGACUACAAUUUUUUUAUUUCUGCAACUUUUUUCAAACAUCAACACACAUUUACCAGAAGAGCGAAAGGAUAAAUUUGAAGGAUCUCAUGACAAGUUACAGCAACGGAGGAUUCUUCAACCCUGCCUACCAUGACAGCGAGACUCUGGAAGUUGAUAGAAGGUCUUCCAGAAAAACCCACCAACACACUAACCCCUACGCCAGGAGUGAGGGUGCAGAUGGACAUUACUCCACUGGUCAGAUCAGCAGUGAUGAUGCUUUAAGGAGGAUGCCAUGGGGGCAGGAGGAGAGCUGGAGGGGGAGGGAAAGCAUCCCCAUGGGCCUCAUCUCAACACGCCCUAGGAGUCCUUCAUGGCAGCAUGACAUCAAUCAUAGUACCUUCCAAAUCCCCCCUGAACCUCAGUAUGAUCGAUCACCUUCUGUCCGCCUUCCUUCCACAACAUCAGGUAACAUGACGAUGAGAUGGAGGGGAAUAUCGAUGAGAAGGAUGAGCCUGUUUCCUAACGGUGAUCCUAACCAGGUAGCCUUAACAGAAGACGCCAUAAGGGACGAGAUGGAGAAUGAGGAACAGAACCUGGUAAAAGAGCUUGUUGCCCUAUCAACACGAGACAGAAUUCGGGCGAUUCGGGAUCUUUCAAUGAGCUUUGAUGAGAAGAAACAAAUAAGGAGCCAAGUGCUGGCAUUCAAGUCCGCCAAGAAAUCUCGCCAGUUCACAUGCUUUGCAGACUGCUCUGAGAACAUGUCACUGUCUUUCCGCAGGUUCGGAUAUGGCAUAAGGUCGGCCAGGCAGACCCUGGAGUUGUGGCAGGGCAUCAUGAAAGAGAUCGGUGGCACGUUUGGUACUAGCGUUCUAUCCUACUUCGUGUUCCUCAAGUGGCUUCUCAUGUUCAACAUUUUCUCCUUCCUGGUGAACUUUGGCUUUAUUACCAUCCCGCAGCUUGUUAACGACCCCUGGCCCGACAUACCUCCGAAUGUGAACUUCAGAGGAUUGGAGAUACUGACUGGAGCUGGUUACUUCAACAACACCAUCAUGUACUACGGGGGCUACAGCAAUCAAACCCUGGGGGGUCUGGUGGAGUACAACAUGCAGUUGGCUUAUUUCUUCACCAUUGCAGUCUACAUGGUUAUGUGUGGAAUUGCACUUAUCUUCAGCAUGGCCAGCUCAUUCAAAACAAACUAUGUGCUAGCAGACCCUACUUCAAGCAGUGCAUGGCAGCUUCUGUGCAGCUGGGACUUUAACAUUACCAAUGAGAAGGCAGUGAGACAGCGCAAAAACAAUCUACGAGUGCAACUCAAGGAGUCCAUGUCAGAGAAGGCCCAAAGGGAGCGUCUAACCCUCUCUGAAAGUCUGAAGCACUUUGGGAUUUAUCUGGGUUCCUGGUUGCUCUCCAGUGGUUUGGCUAUCGGCUCUGGAGCUAGCAUCUAUUAUCUCUGCCAAUUCGAACAGCAGCGGGCAACAGAUGCUGCCAACUGGUCUCUGCUGCAGGAGGCAGAGACUCUACUGGUCCCCAUCGUGGUGUCUCUGAUUAACCUGGUCGUCCCGCUCUUCUACUCCCUCUUCAACAAGUUUGAGCAGUACUCCAACCACCGCAACCAGAUCUACGCACUGGUAGUCAGAAAUGUAUUACUCAAGAUGUCCAUUCUGGCUGUCUUGUGUUAUAACUGGAUGAAUGUGGUGGCUAUAAAGUUUGCGUGUUGGGAGUCCAUGGUAGGACAGUCUUUGUACCGACUGGUCAUUAUUGAUUUCCUUUUUCUAAUGUUUGGAUCCUUCUUUGGAGAGUUUCUUAGCAAUGUGAUUGGGACAAGAUUAUUUCCACGUCUGGGGGUUCCAGAGUUUGACGUAGCCAGAAAUGUCAUUGAACUGAUCUAUGCACAGACUCUGGCCUGGAUUGGUAUCUACUUUUCUCCUCUGCUGCCUGCCAUCCAGAUCCUCAAAUUUUUCAUUUUGUUUUACUUAAAGAAGGUCAGCCUGACCCAGAACUGCCAGCCUCCGCGACGGUCAGGCAGAGCCGCUCAGAUGCAAACCAUCUUCAUCGCCCUCCUAUUCUUUCCUUUCUUCGUGGGAGCCCUCUCUAUAGUUGCGUACACCGCCUGGAGUCUGACCCCCUCAGAGCAGUGUGGUCCUUUCCGGGGACUUAACAGCACCUUCAGUGUGAUCGGAGUUUGGAUGGAGGAUCUGGAGGAGAUCAGUCAUUCUCAAUGGGUGGUUUGGAUCUACCAAAAUGUCAUAAGGAGUGAAAUCUUCUACUUUCUUAUCUCCCUCAUCAUCUUAGUUAUGAUGUACAUCUUCUGGCAAGUCACUCAGGGCCGCAAGCUCCUCAUUCGAGUACUGAGACAACAGAUUGUUAAUGAAGGGAAAGACAAGUCCUUCUUGUUAGAGAGACUCCAAAAUCUCCAGAAAUCUCAUCCUGAUAAAAGAUCCAUACCGAAGAAUCAAAAAAAGCACUCCAAACGGAGGCCAGAUGACCAUUCCUCAGGCGGUCAGUCUACUUCAAACGCCAUGGUUCAGGCGUUACUCGCUCGCCAGCAGCUUGAGGAGGAGAGACUCAGCACUGGCGGAGUUCCCGUUCCCUCUGACAUUUCCACCUCCAAUGCUCUUAUUCAGGCCAUGAAGGCCCGGCAGAGGGCCGAGGAUCAAGAAAGGGAGGAACAAUACAUCCCAGCUUAUUACGAAAGCCCCAUAAACACAUCCAGCUCUGUCACACAGGCGAUGCAAGCCAGACAAAGAGCGGUAGUGGAAGGAACUGAUGAUGCAAGGGACCUGAAUUCUUCUGUAUCUAGUGUUAUGAUGCAAGUCAUGCAAGCCAGGCAGAGGGCAGAGGAAGAGGACAUGCCUCAGUGGGUCCCGGCACCCCCAAAAAACCAAACACCCGCAGGCUCCAGCGCACUCAUUCAGGCCAUGUUGGCCCGGCAGCAAGCCCAGAAUGAGUAUGAUGACGGCUACUGAAGAAUGGGCCUUUAUUUUACCAUGGAUAAGUGGGACAGAAUUGAAGAGAUGACUGAAAACUCACGUUUGAUUUGUGUUGUCACCCAUAGAUGAAUAGCCUUGGUUGUAUGUCUAUGAAUAGCGUGAUUUCUCUAUGCACAUUUUAACAGCACAACUAUAGGUACAGUAGCAGGGCUAGAACAGAGUACAGGCCUACCUCUCAAAGCAUUUUUUUUGUACAAAUAUAUCUUAAUAGUGUGUUUUUAAGACAGUAUAUACACUUUGUAAUAUAAAUAAGCACUAUAACAUGUAUAGGCUUGAUCUUGUGCCAUUUUGUGAUGAGAGUUAUGUAUCAUACACGCAAGUUGUCAAUAUUGUAUUAUAUGGAUUGAGACCAGAUACAAAUUAAAGGAGGUCAAAAAUAAAA